CCGCUUCCGCAGUUCCGCUAUCCAACGAUAGAUCAGUAAUCGGGUGGUUCUUUACAAACCAGGUACAUCUCGGUGUAGCAAGGAUCGGGUUUAAAAUUUACAGAUUUGAAUAAAAAAGGCUGUCCAAAAGGAAGAAACAACAAGCAAAUAGGAGACAAAAGAUCCAGAGAGAAGAAUUAUUGGUCACCAUCUGUGAUUGUAGAAGAAUAGUACAUAGACUUAUGGCUUUUCUAAUGCAGCCGAGAGCCCGAGAUGCUGCCUACAAAGAAGCAAAGUUCUUAGUCCGGACGGAAUAUGUACACUUAGAAAAAUAUUUUGUGAUUGUACGAACUCUCAUCUAGUAGUAAAGUAACCUCGUAUAUUUCAAAAAUCUUAACACCCGAUUCUUCUCUGCCUUCUAAAGCACUGAUUGUUGCACUUCGGUAUGCUUUCCUGCUCCUAAUUUGAUCAUGGGAGAAAAUUCUUUAUUUAAUCUUCCAAUCUUAUUUUAUAAUGAGAUUGCAUUGAGGUCUCUUACCUUUUCCUGCUGGUGAAGAGAGGACAGGGAUUUGGGGAUUCAGGCCAAAUAUUGAGCUAUUUCCUUUUCUUUCAGUUUUUUCCCAUGAAAUGACAUGGUAUAGAACCUUUUACAAAGGGAUGAACCUCCAUCAGAUGGUACAACAAAUUACACUUUGGAGAGUUAAACUUUAAAAUCAGAAGUUGGGGGUUCAAUUGGCAGAUAGGUCAUAGUGUGGUGUCCUGAAGCUUCUCAAUGGCCCAUGGAUUGCUGCCUAGUCUGCUCUCUCUUCCGUUCUUUUUCCUUGUCUCUCUGGCUCUCACUCAUAGCUUGGAAUUAAAGGAACUAAAAGUUGGAAAUGAGCUUGAGGGAGAAAGUCUCCCGUUAAAUAUGGGCCAUCGUGUUUAUAAAGUAACAGGUCUCAAGAAAUCAGUUUGGUAUGAAGUCAAGAUCUCCUAUCCAGCUUCUAUUCCUGCAAGCUUUUCGAUUCAAUUGAAAAGGGAAGCUCCAGAGCUUUGGUUGAACAAGAAUAGGAGAUUGCUUAACACAGAGAAACUUAUUUUCAAGGCUGAUAGUUUUGACCUGGUAUAUGUUCAAGUAACUGUGGAGACUGCUGGGGUUGUUGCACAACCAAAUUCACACGAGAGAGAAGUCAUACUCUUCAAUAUUGUUUGUGAUGAAUUAGUUUUGGGAAUUCCACAUAAUGCUUGGUGGGUCGGAACCGCAGCUAUUCUCUGUUUGGCAUUCGCAGCGCUUAUUCCGCAUUUCCUCCCACUGGAUCAGUGGCUUAAAUACAAAAGCUCUCAAUCAAAUGGCGGCGAGUUAGCGAAGGUUUCAUGAAGCACGACAUGUAAUGCAACAGAAGCACUUAUAAAUUGCGCAAAUGUUGGCAUCAUAGAAGGGCUCUCCAGGUGGAAUAUGGUAUGCUGGAAGCUAUUCUUCCCUGCAAAUUUAAUAAUUUUUGUCGUGUUAAGCUCGAUUUUUUUCUUCUUGUAUCUUUGGCUUUGUUGUGCACAUUGAUCCAAAAAUUUGGGAUGCUUGUAAUGCAUGACCUUUUCAGCAGAUCAUGACUUUCCCAGCAUUGCACUUAUCUUGUUUAUAUUCCUUUUUAAGUUCACAAACAUUUUAUUAAGAUGAUCUUUAAACGAUUUGUGUCGCGAAAAUAAUAUAAAAAGCUGCUGUUGAGAUGGAA
Messenger RNA from Ananas comosus (pineapple), 1688 nucleotides. RefSeq lists its product as uncharacterized. Bases 752 to 1336 code for a protein of 194 amino acids. The record is from RefSeq and is a predicted model, not a curated record. The transcript is spliced from 9 exons. Lineage: Eukaryota; Viridiplantae; Streptophyta; Magnoliopsida; Poales; Bromeliaceae.